AUGUCUCUCCUUGGCGACAACUCUAAAGACAGCGGCGGCGCAACAGGUACCGCCAAGACCGCUACCAGCUCCUUGGGCAACGUUGUGGGCGGCCUGGGCCGAACAGUCGGCAAUGUCACUGGAGCCGCCGGUCGUGGAGUUGGUGAUACAGUCACCGGCGCCACUGGAUCUGCCGGCCAACCCGUCGGUGAUGCCCUGGGCUCAGUGGGGACCGGCGUCGAGAAGGGAGCCGAUGAUGUCAGCAAGGGCGUUGAGGACGCUGGCCAGUGGAAGAAAUAA
Molecule: messenger RNA, 279 nt
Organism: Clonostachys solani
Lineage: Eukaryota; Fungi; Ascomycota; Sordariomycetes; Hypocreales; Bionectriaceae
Source: the annotation of a GenBank genome assembly